Molecule: messenger RNA, 1312 nt
Organism: Aspergillus sclerotioniger CBS 115572
Lineage: Eukaryota; Fungi; Ascomycota; Eurotiomycetes; Eurotiales; Aspergillaceae
Product: o-methyltransferase
Exons: 5
Coding region: 1-1305 (434 amino acids)
Molecular function (GO): O-methyltransferase activity
Source: RefSeq, a predicted model, not a curated record
AUGACUGUCAAAGCAAACAAUGCCAAUGGCCAUAUCGGACAGGUCAAGGAAACUGUCCAGGCCUUUGUCGAUGGCAACGUCGCUAUUUCUCCUAAUGCUCCGGAAGAGGUGCCCACCCUGUUGAAGCGGCUCGCCUUGCAUGGUGAGGCGUACCUGACGGAGAGCGAUGAGAAUGAGCGCACAAAGAUCCUCGACACCGCGCGAUCAUUGGUGUAUGCACUCGAGACUCCUCGAGAGGCAAUCAUCCGACACUGCUGGUCUCAGAGCACGCUCUACGCAGCAAUCGAGACCGGCGUCGACCUGGGCCUGUUCACUGUCCUCUCGCAGGAUGACAAACCAAAGACUGCCACCUACCUGGCUGCAGCAACUGGCGCCGACCCAACAAUGCUCGCCCGCAUCCUGAAACACCUCGCCGCCAUGGGCGUCAUCGUAGAAACCGGUCCAGAUAAGUACCGUCGAACCGGGUUCUCCAUCUCGAUGGGCUCACCCCGAUACAGCGACGCCUAUCCUUGCAUGACCGGCUGCAUCACCGACGGCGUCCUCGCACUCCCCGCCCAGCUGAAGAAAACCAAUUACCGUAACCCCAGCGACGGCAAGAACUGCGCCUUUCAACGCGGAUUCAACACCCCCCUCCACUUCUUCGACUUCCUCCGCGAGAACCCCGCCCACGCGAUACAAUUCAACAACCACAUGUCGGCAUACCACCAGGGCCGACCCAGUUGGAUGGACGUGGGCUUCUACCCCGUCCUAUCCCUGGUCUCAGACACCGGCAUCAAUGAGGAAGACACAUUGUUAGUGGACAUGGGCGGAAGCAUGGGCCAUGAUCUCUCUGAGUUCCACCGCAAAUGGCCCCAGGUACCCGGCAGGUUAAUCCUACAAGACCUACCCAAGGUCGUGGACCAGGCGAGAACAAUGAACCUGGACCCAGCGAUCGAACUCAUGAACCAUGAUUUCUUCACCGAGCAGCCAAUCAAAGGCGCUCGCGCGUAUUACAUGCAUUCCGUCCUGCAUGAUUGGACGGAUGAUGACUGUCGUCGGAUCCUGGCUAAUGUGAUGCCGGCCAUGAAGCCGGGAUAUAGUAAGUUGUUGCUGAAUGAGAAUGUCAUUCCUAGCACGAAUGCGUAUUGGGAGACGACUAGUCUGGAUAUCAUUAUGAUGGCGGACUUUGCGUCGACGGAACGUACGGAGAUGCAGUGGCGGGCGUUGGUGGAGUCGGCGGGACUGAAGAUUACGAAGAUUUGGACGGUGCGAAGGGGGGUGGAGAGUUUGAUUGAAUGUGAAUUGGCUGUUGAUGUUGAUGGUUGAGUUCUGG